UACCAAAAAAAGUUUGAGAGCUCUGUUAUUUCUUCCUCUUUCUCUCUAUUCUUUUAUAUAUGACUCAAUUUGAAUCUUUCUCUUCACAAUUAAUAAAUACAUUGGAUAUACUUCAAAAACAACUUGAUGACAUAAGUCUGAAACAAGUCGACUUACAUAACCAGAUCACUAGUGCGCGUUCUGACUCUAUUACAGAAGAAGAAUAUGCCGAUGUUAAAGCCAUGAUGGACACCACAUUAGCUUACAAGUCAAAACUAUUAUCAUUGCGAACAACUAUGGUCAAUAUGUCAUUAAAGUCGAAACAACUUUUGAAACGGUCUGACAAACUAAAAGCAACAAAGAUGGAUUAUUUAUCCAAGGUAGAAGAUAUUCGAAAACGAGAACAGGAACGAGAUCAAUCCAUCGCCGCCAUUGUUUUAGAACCUUCAACAAGUAUACAUACUACCCAACCAAAUACACCCACAAGGUCUUCUUCACCUAUGAUACCAAGCUCCUUACUAGAAAAAAGUGUGGAUGAUGAUAAUAAGAAUAACAAAGCUGAAAAUGAACAACAACAGGUACUAAGUCCUGCACCCGUAACUACAACAACGACAACAGAUAGUAUACUUGGUUUGAAUGAUAACAAGGGAUCACCAGUAAUAUCACCGAUCGGUCGAACAUCAUCAACAUCCUCUUUGUCAACAACAACGGCAACAACACCAGUAGUAGCAUCUGAUUCUUCCUCUAAAGUAAUUGGUUUGGCGAAAACGAAGAAAAAGAAGAAACCCAAAGCGCGUGAAGUGGAAAUUGGUGGUGAUGAUGAUAAUCGUGCUUGGACACCUAAACGAACACUCUCUAGUAGUAUUGGUAAGAAAUCAUAAUUUUUUUUUUUGGAUGUUGUUUAGUUAAGUUAGUUGGUUAUGAUUAUAGUAGCAUAGUAGUCUACUUUUACAUAUAUACGCUUUCGUCCAAUAAAAUAAAUAAAUAAUUUUUCGAUUUGGAUAGAUGUUU
Messenger RNA from Halteromyces radiatus, 990 nucleotides. RefSeq lists its product as uncharacterized. Bases 60 to 860 code for a protein of 266 amino acids. The transcript has 3 exons. Lineage: Eukaryota; Fungi; Mucoromycota; Mucoromycetes; Mucorales; Cunninghamellaceae. The record is from RefSeq and is a predicted model, not a curated record.